Messenger RNA from Monascus purpureus, 2991 nucleotides. The record is from the annotation of a GenBank genome assembly. Lineage: Eukaryota; Fungi; Ascomycota; Eurotiomycetes; Eurotiales; Aspergillaceae.
AUGGAUUACUUAGGGGAGUCCGACACCAACUCGGAGGUUGAUGACCAGACAAAGGAAUGGGAGACCGAGCCGCCCUCUCUGGCACGUGCCAGAGAUGUUGACGAUGACGACUCCAAAUGUGGUUUUGGCCAUCGUGUCGUUGCCAGCCGUUCGGUUCUGUCCUUGGUCCUGGACGACGAGUUCGUCUUCGCCGGUUUGCAGGGCGGAGACAUCCUGGCAUGGUCUCUCGAGACGUACGACCUCGCGCUCUCCGUCCAUGCCCACAAGGAGAGUGUUCUGGGCCUCUAUCUUUCCGAGGAUGGCACCCUGCUUUUCUCCAGUGGUGGUGAUUCAGUAGUGAACGUGUGGAACACGAGAACCUUUGAACGGCUGUACUCCAUUUACUCUCACUAUGAUGUCGGCGAUCUCUUUGCCGUUGUCUACUCUUCUAGCUUGAAGACUGUUUACUGUGGUGGUCAGAACACCAGCAUCCAAUGGUGCGAUCUCUCGAAUGUGGAUGCCGCAGUGCAUCAUGGAUCUUCUGCACAUCCAUCGCAACGGACCCAUCGAUUCUUUGACUCCAAGGGUCCGGAUGGCCAGCGCACUCCGCGGCCAGAUUCCAGCCAUGACAAUGUCUCCUCGCUCUCCCAGGCGACCUGUAAAGCAAUGACAUUUAAACGGGAUCACCACAAAUUGUUCUCUCACCAUGGCUACGUGUACUCCAUGCUGCUCGUCAGAGGUCUCGUCGAGUCCUCCCCUUCUGAAGAGACACUUGUCACCGGUUCCGGAGACGGCACCGCCAAGCUUUGGCAUCUGGGACAGCAUCCGGACGCUGCUCCCGUGCAGAUUGCAAAGCUCAACAAUAGUGACCCCGUUCUUUCCCUUGCAGUCGAUGGAUCGUUCCUGUAUUGCGGAGUCGCCGGAGGUGCUUUGAAUAUAUGGAACCUAGACUCUUUGCAGCUCGUGAAACGAUUUACGAAGCACACCGGUGACCUGUGGGCUGUUGAUAUCAUCAGAGGUGUAGCUGUCUGUGGCGAUUCCAAUGGAAUUGUGAAGAAAUUCAACUCUAGAUUCGAGGAAAUCGGGAGCUGGGUCGCCCACGAGGGUACUAUGCUGGCUUCAGCCGCCAAUAAGGUCAAGGACCGGUGUAUAUACGUAACCGGAGGAAACGACAACACCGUCGGAAUAUGGGAUCUGACUGAGAUCUCUCGUGAGCAAGAGGAGCUGCCCCCAAUUGGCAAUGACGAAAUGGUAAACGGCUUGGCCAAGUUUGUCGCCUUCAAGACAAUCUCCUCAAGCCCGAAGUUCUCUGGGGAAUGCCACCAAGGCGCGGCCUUCCUCCGUCGUCAUUGCAUUUACCUCGGUGCCAAAACCCGUCUGCUCACCACCGGCCAGGAUACGAAUCCUAUCGUCCAUGCGAGAUUCAACGCGACUUCACCCGACCAAGUGGACAAAACGAUCCUAUUCUAUGGCCACUACGACGUCGUCAGUGCGGAAACCAAUCGACCCAAGUGGAGGACCGAUCCAUUUCAAUUGACCUCUAUCAACGGCUUCCUGUACGGGCGCGGUGUAUCUGAUAACAAGGGCCCGAUAUUGGCAGCACUGUAUGCCGCUGCAGAUCUUGCUCGAACCAAGGCACUCCGAUGCAACGUUGUCUUUCUCAUCGAGGGCGAGGAGGAAUCGGGCUCACAGGGCUUCCGUGAGACCGUCCGACAACACAAAUCCCAAAUCGGACCGGUCGAUUGGAUUCUACUCGCCAACAGCUACUGGCUGGAUGACUACUACCCCUGCUUGACGUAUGGUCUUCGCGGUGUCGUCCAUGCCAACCUGGUCAUUACGAGCGACCAUCCCGACCUCCACAGUGGAAUCGACGGCAGUUCGCUUCUGGACGAGCCCUUGAAGGACCUUUCCAUGCUCCUAGCCACUCUUGUCGGUCCCAAGGGAAAAAUCAACCUCCCGGGCUUCCACGAUCCCGUCUUACCCCUGAAUGAGGCGGAGAAAAGGCGAUACGCAGCCAUUGCCGAAGCGAUCCUGCCCCGUCACCCAGAGAUUCCAGACAGCGAAGCCUUCAUCGACUCCCUCAUGCAUCGCUGGCGCGAACCAUCCCUGACAAUCCACUGCAUCGAGGUUCCCGGAUGCAAAAACGCGACUACAACCAUCUCCCGCAAAGCCAAAGCCAGCCUAUCCAUCCGUAUCGUCCCAAACCAAGACGCAGACGAAGUAGCCGCAAACCUAACCGCCUACGCACAGGAGCAGUUCGCCAUCCUGGAAUCCCAGAACGACCUCACGGUCGAAAUAACAGGAAAGUCAGAACCGUGGCUAGGCGAUCCCGAGAACGAAAUCUUCGAAACCCUCUCCCGCGGUAUCUCCGCCGCUUGGACCCCGGAUAUAAACCAAGUCGCCCAGAGACGAUUAUACUCGCACAUCGUCGAUUGCCACAAUAAUGCCCCUGCCAGACCGGGGAUCCAGGGACAGGAGACUCUCAUCCGGAAGGACUCUUCGGAUAGUCUGGCCUCGCAUAUCGACCGCGUUAUUUCGUCGACGACGUCUUCGUCGCUGGGGAAAACAGCCACCCGGAAACGGUCUACCCUGUCCACUCCGGUUCCGACGUCGUCGACUCUAAUUAACAAUAACAACAAUGAUAAUUCUGAUCCUGCGUCUGAUAGUGUUCGACAUACUACCUUGACCUCUACCUCGUCGCCACCACAAUCACAACCACAACCACAACAGGAUCAGAAUCAGAAACUAUCACUUCAUCCCCACUAUCCCAAUAUCACCUCUCAUCACCCCUCACGGGAGGUCAAACCAAUCUAUAUCCGAGAAGGUGGAUCUAUCCCCACCAUCAGAUUCUUGGAGAAGGAAUUCUGUGCGCCAGCUGCCAACUUGCCCUGCGGCCAGGCGAGUGAUAAUGCGCAUUUGGAUAAUGAGCGGCUGCGUGUAGAGAACUUGUAUAAGAGUCGGGAGAUUUUUAAAUUUGUUUUUGAAAGGUUGCCUGAAAAGUACCUGGUAUAG